Messenger RNA from Lodderomyces orthopsilosis Co 90-125, 1932 nucleotides. RefSeq lists its product as uncharacterized. Lineage: Eukaryota; Fungi; Ascomycota; Pichiomycetes; Serinales; Debaryomycetaceae. The transcript has a single exon. The record is from RefSeq and is a predicted model, not a curated record. Bases 1 to 1932 code for a protein of 643 amino acids. Gene Ontology annotation, cellular component: nucleus. Gene Ontology annotation, molecular function: protein binding.
AUGGACAGAUCGAACCACAGAAAGAGGGGCUCGAUGGGAAACAUCAGUGCUACAGAUUCAGGUACAGGUGGGGCCGCCAGUAAUGGUCGCAAUUCACCAGCUAUACCACCAACUGCUUCAUAUCUUCCCAACGCACCUGUUAACAGGCCCUCUGCAUCGUCAUCAUCGCUCAACACCAGUAUGUCCAAUAUGUCAUCGUAUGCCGCACCACCAUCAAAUAUCCCAAUAGCUACAGGUUCAUCACGGCUACCUCAACAACAACAACAACAACCACUUCAGAAACUGCCAUAUUUACAACACCGAUCCAACUUUCAGCCAUUCGAUCCAUCUCUUCAAUUGACACCAACGGGAAGGAGUCCCAUACAAGGAUCAAUGUCCCCUUCGACCACAGCCAUUCCUUUUAACCCUUCUACUGCAUUACCAACAUCCUUUAUUCCGGGAAGUGCUGCUGUGGGCGCACUACCUAAUUCGAAGGCAUACGUCACAAGAAACAUGGCAUCGGCCACUCCAGGCGUUGGUGUUUCCCCACUUGAACGCAGUUCCUACCAUUUCAGUGAAAACCCCCUUUUUGCAUGCGAUUGGGCGACAGUAAACAACAAUUCUUUGGAUUGUAUAGCAUUGGGGUCAUAUAAGGAGGGGUUUAUUAACAAGUUGGAGAUUGUUUAUGGUAAAGGGUUUGAGUAUGAGUAUGCGCCACCCGUAGUUGAUGUCUAUGGCAACCAAUUCCAGGGAUAUCGCGACGACAUUGAUGGAAGCGAUGAUGGCGGGUUUAUACUUGAAAAAGUUGCUGACACCAGUUUAAACUACCCCGUUACCCAUGUCAAAUGGGAUCCCACAUUGUUGCAAGGUGGUGGUGGCAACAUCCAUCCUUUUCAACGACUAGCUGCUUCAAGUGAUGUGUUGAGAUUGUACAAAGUUACCGACUCGGGCGAUGCUGGAUAUAAUUUGGUCCAAACUCAUGUAUUGGCAAAUAAUGCGACUAGUACUGGUAGUAGUGCAGUAGCUGCCGAUGGGAAGGACAAGAUCAAUACGUCACCGCCUGUUACAUCAUUUGAUUGGAACUCUACUGAUACUAAUAUACUAAUCACCUCCAGUGUUGAUACAACAUGCACAGUAUGGGAUCUUAAUCGAUCCCACCCUCAUGAUGAUUUCGCCGAGUCUGCCACUAUUAAGACCCAAUUGAUUGCCCAUGAUUCAGAAGUAUUUGAUGUGAAGUUCAUCCACAAGUCUACAAAUGUAUUCGCGUCGGUAGGAAAUGAUGGAUCAAUGCGAGUAUUUGAUCUACGAUCUUUGGAACAUUCAACCAUCAUUUACGAACCUCCGCCGUCUCCAACUCCUCCAACAAGGAGACAUGCAUCAUUAGGUUCCGCUUCAGCACCAUCUUCAGGACAACUUCCUACUCCUGCGCAUUCAGCAAACUACAAUGCAAAAGCAUUACUUCGUCUUUCUACUUCAAACAUUGAUCAACAUCAUCUCGCCACAUUUGGAGUUAAUUCUAGUCAAAUUAUAAUCAUCGAUAUGCGCAUGCCGGGACUCCCCAUGGCAACCAUUGAUGCAUCUUCAUCAUCACCUAUUUCCUCAUCAGUCAAUCUGAUUCAGUGGCAUCCUACAUCCAACUAUUUACUCAGUGGUGGUGAUGAUUGUCAAGCAUUGGUGUGGGAUUUGAACAAUUUAGGGGCAACUGGAUCAAACUAUAGUUCAAGCACCAGCUUAGCUAAUGGGACAGGAGGAGGUGGCACCAAUGGGCAUACAAAUGAAUCGGGAAGUUCAGCUGCUAGUGUUAAGAAUAGUGGUGGUAAUGGAAGUAUCAUUGAUGUGCCUGUUUUGGCCUAUGAUGAAGAUUUGGAAGUGAAUAGUGUUUGUUGGAGGCAAAACUCGGGCGAUUAUAUGGGUGUUGUUAGUGGUAAGGGAUUCCAAGCAGUACUGAUUUAG